This is a messenger RNA of Stegodyphus dumicola, 1798 nucleotides long. RefSeq lists its product as uncharacterized. The record is from RefSeq and is a predicted model, not a curated record. Lineage: Eukaryota; Metazoa; Arthropoda; Arachnida; Araneae; Eresidae. Gene Ontology annotation, molecular function: protein binding.
AUGGUUUUAAAACUUUUUAGGUACAUAUAUGGUGACGAAAAUCCGACUGAAGUUACAGCUGAUUUGCUGGUGGCGGCAGAAAGAUACUGUCUCCCACAUUUGCGAGAACAUCUGCAGGUACAGUUGCUGCCCAAUCUCACUGUGGUUCAAGCCUGCGAUAUUGUCGAGGGUCUAGAAUAUAGGCAACAAAACGAUGAAAACUGCCCUGUAAAGAUGGCUUGUUGGGCAAAGAUGGAAAAACAUGCUCUGAGAAUCUUUGUUACUGAUCUUGUCCUUCAUUUAAGCAGAUCUACUCUCAUUAGACUUCUCGAGUCGGACGACUUAAACAUACCCGAUGAAGCAUACGUUUUCUGGGGUGUAUGGCGGUGGGGCCGUAAGUUGUGCUGCAAAAGUAAUCGACCAUUAACAGAAGAAUCAGUCGCUUCUUUUCUCGAUGAUCUUCUAGUUCUCAUGAGAUGUUCUUCUCUCAGACGUAGAAAUGGAAUUCCGGAAGUAGCUUUGAAACGCUUCAGCCGUUGCCUGUGUCGUAGAAGCAGAUAUUCACCUCCUGAAGAUUCCUUGGAACAGUGCACUUCCUUCCGCACUUGUGGACACUGGGAGGAUGUAAUCCAACCAAAGAGCGGAGAGAAAGGAACACUUUGUCUUCAAAUGUCAUUUGACAGAGAAGUUAUGCUUGUUGGAAUUACCUUAGAAAUCUGCGCAACUGGAAUGUCUGAAUCUUUUAUUCGAAUCUUUAAGGAAACUGAUGGCAGUGAAAUCCUACGACAAAGAAUAUGCUGGAAUCGCUGUACACAAAGGAAGCUGAGUACAUCCGGGGAGUACGAAUCCUGGCACGAAUCUGAUCUCAUUCUUCACGAAACCCUAUUCCUUGCUCCAUCGGAAAUAUAUUCGGUAUAUUUGUAUGGAUGCACUGAUCCUUUCAAUAUGCCAUGUGUUUCUGUAACUAACCGAAGAAGAAGAGUAGCUCAGGCUUUUGCCACAUUACAUGGUCAGAUGAUCAUGGCCGUCAGAGAACUACAUAUAGUACCAGAUGCAAAAGCCACAUGGGGUCCACGAUGCUGCUGAAAUUAAUAUUAGAAAAUAACAUCUGAAACUAAGAAACUGAAUAUUUUAAAUAAGCCUACCACACCUGUGUGAUUUAAAAAUGUAGUACAGUAAUGAUGAUGAAAAUAGUAGAAAGCAAAGAUCGAAUGGACCAGAUGAUGAAAAUGGUUGAAAGCAAAGAUCGAAUUCUAUAUUAAAAGGCAAAAAUAUUAUUGGCGAAGAAAGAACUUCACUUAGAUAUCAUUCAAUGUAUACCUAGCACAAGAAUAUGAAUCAUUUCCUACAUAUUUUAGGUUUGCGCAGCGCAUUCUCCAGCUAUGCAAGUUGGCGUUGCCAUUUGCAUAAACGGGCAAUGAUAUAUUAUUUAACGUACAUUUAAAUAUUACGUAUCCUUUCUUAAGUUUACAUCUAAGAGGGAUAAUUUAAAUUCAAAAUAAAAAAUCAUGACUAACAAGAAAAGUACGUGUAUCCAGCUAUUAUUCAUCUUUCGUACCUGCAACGGGUUUGAGUGACCGACUUCCUGAAACUUCAAGAUACUAUUUGUUCUUGUUAUUGUAGUAAGGCGAUUCUGUAUUCAUGAUUAAGAAUUUACUAAAUUUCACUGAUUAUUGUUAAAGUUACUUGGUACUUUUUCGUUUUGCCGGCGCAAGCGAUAAAGUCGCCAAUAAUGGUACAACCGAUGCCAAACGGAAUAUUCUCGCUGGUAACCUUUUACGCCUCAUUUUCAAAACAAGUCGCAGCUUUUUCUUACCAU